Messenger RNA from Harpia harpyja (harpy eagle), 2377 nucleotides. RefSeq names its product leucine rich repeats and transmembrane domains 1 (gene LRTM1). Lineage: Eukaryota; Metazoa; Chordata; Aves; Accipitriformes; Accipitridae. Bases 246 to 1283 code for a protein of 345 amino acids. The transcript is spliced from 3 exons. The record is from RefSeq and is a predicted model, not a curated record. Gene Ontology annotation, cellular component: membrane. Gene Ontology annotation, molecular function: protein binding. Gene Ontology annotation, biological process: positive regulation of synapse assembly; regulation of presynapse assembly; axonogenesis.
GGGGGAAGAGGGGGAAGUCUGUGAUAAAGAAAAAAAUCAAAGGCUGAUAGAGUAACUCACUAGAAAUAGUUUCACUUCUACACAAGCCACAGAUACCAUCUAAAAAAAAAAAAGCAACCCACAGAAAGGAAACUGGAUGAGCACGUUACAGAUUGGAAGUGGGAAUCAGAACAAAGUGUUUGUUACUGUUCUUCACCAGAAAACUGGACUGAAUCUUCUGCAAGGUGGAGAACAAGCAAAGCAGAAUGCAAGGUAACUGGCUUUUGGUUUUGAGUGUCAUCUUGUUAAUAUGUGCAGCUCAUGGAUGUCCUGACAAAUGCCUAUGCUAUACAGCUUCAAAGACUGCAGACUGCAAGAAUAGAGGAUUUACUGAAAUCCCUGCCCGUUUACCUCCUGAAAUUCAGAUACUACAGUUGCAGAAUAACCGUAUUUGGAGAAUCAACCAAAAUGCAUUCACUGGAACACCUUUGCUCAAAAUCUUAGACUUGUCUAAUAAUUCUCUCUCAAGUUUGACACCAGGUGCUUUCCAAAAAUUACGGUACCUACAGGUUCUAAACCUAACCAGAAAUUUAAUUCAUUAUAUAGAAAACAAGACUUUCAGUUUCCUCCCACACCUAAAAGAACUGGACUUGUCAUCCAACAGCAUUAUACAUUUACCUGAGACUUUUGGAAACAGCACAGGGAAUAUAACAUUGCUGUCUGUGAAGCAUAACAAACUUCAUAAAAUGGAAAGAGUUCUGCUGGAGUCACUUCCAAACCUGAAAGUGGUUCUUUUCAAAGAUAAUCCCUGGCAAUGUAAUUGUAAUGUCUUUGGCCUGAAACUGUGGCUGGAGAGCUUUUUAUACAGAGGAGGAAUAAGUGAUGGCAUUAUCUGCUCAGCGCCAGGGAUUCGGAAGGGAAAGGACCUCCUCAAAGUUCCCUAUGAGCUGUUUGGGGCAUGCCCUCUAACGACAGCUCACGUUCAUCUGGCUAGCGUUCACCACCAUAGCUUUGAGCACAGAAGUUCUCUGAAGCACGCUCAUCACAAUGAACACGGGGAAAACAGCCGUUCGAUCUGUGAACCCAAACCAAAGCCAAGGCCUGUUAGUUUGCGUCAUGCAAUUGCCACUGUAGUAAUAACUGGAGUUGUCUGUGGAAUUGUGUGUCUAAUGAUGUUGGCAGCUGCUGUUUAUGGUUGUGCCUAUGCUGCAAUUACUGCUAAAUACCACAGAGAACAUUUGGCCCCGGUCAGACAGCAUGGGACUCCGGAGGAAAAAGAGCCAUUUGAUAGUUCCUUGGCUUGAGUUACUUCUGCAUUUGGUUUCUUCAAAAUAAGGCCCUCACUUCAGAUAAAAAGCCUGGAAUCUAAAUAGGAUUGAUUUAAUAGUCAUUACUGCUUUUUUUUUUUUUCCACUUUUUUUCAUAAUGUAAAAAUGUAUAUCCUUUGGAAUAUAUAUUAAGACUUCAUGUAGAAGAACGUAUGUUUAUUUAUGUUUUGUGUAUGCAUAUUCUGAAGACCCUAUUUAACGCUCAGUGUUUGAGAUAAUGAAAUCUUGAUGUAGCCACUUUAAAGUAUUCCAUUCUCCAUUACUAGCUCUUGAUGUAAUAUAACACAUGAGUUACAGUGCAGCUACAGUCAGUAGCUGACAUGAAUAUGAGUGAGCUUUCUGCAAAGAAAAACACAAAAUAGCUACAAAUGACUGACUAUAUUUUAAGAUCUUAGAAUACCUGGUAUGUAUCCAGAAAUACAAUUCACAAUAAGUUUUAGAACUGGCCAGUCUCUACACUGACACUAAUAACUUAAACAUGUGUUAAAAACAUUUCCAGGUACAUUUUUUCCACCUUCCAAUCCGCCCUAGAAGACAACAAUUAAACAUUAUAUCCGUUAUCUAACUUCGAAAAUAGGAAGUACCUUGUUAACUACGACAUCUAAUCUUUAAAUUACUUCGUAGGGAAGAAAGAAGAGAGCUGAGAAAAUGCUGAAAAAAGAAAAGCUACACUGUUUCAGAUACAAGCACUGAAAUGAGCAUAUUUAGCAUAUAUGAAGAGACACUACUCAUUAUCCUGUGGCCACACAUGCUUGCUACAGACAUUUACAAAGCUUCUUAUUCCCAAAUCCACACACAAGUGUUCCAUUUUGCAAAUACUGUGACUGCAGAUGCAGCUCCCAUCACAGUGCUGCCCUUCAGUACAAAGGAUAAUACAGUUGCAUGUUUACAUGUUCUCUCUCGCAGAGAGAACAUUCAGCUGAAUUCAUUCACCCUAACUUUCUGCAGCGCAGUUUUGCUCUCAGAUGAAAUCAGAGCCAAAACCAUUUGAGUAACAUAAGUUUAGAACAGAAAGAAUAUUUUGAACGCGCAGCAGUAUUUUUUAAAUAAUUCUUAGAAAUUAUUUUAAG